AUGGAGAUAAAUCUCUUUUGCAGCGAAAAGGGCUUGCAAGAGAUUUUGUUAAUACAAUUUAUCCAGCCUGCCGGAAUUGUUCAAUUACCCGAUGACAUUCUCCUUAUUAUCCUAUCUUUCCUCCCAUUGAAAGAAGCUGGGCGAACAAGUGUUCUUUCAUCUCGUUGGAGAAACCUGUGGAGUUACAUCUCACAUCUCAACUUUGAUGACCAUAGCUCGAUGGAGAAGGUUAUGCGGGAUCCCACAUUUCACAGUGUCAGCGUUGAGAGGGAAAAGUAUGUAAAGUGGGUGGAUUCGGUUCUCCAAUCACACCGAGGGUCCACCGUGAAAGAAUUAAGAAUAUGCUUUAGUUUAGUCAAAUCAGCCACAAAGUCAAUUACGAAGUGGCUUGAAUUUGCUUUUGAGAGGCACACUGAAAAGUUGGAGUUGAACCUUUCAGAAGGUGACUGUGGUCAUAGCCCAGAUGAAACGUACGUGUUUCCUCAAGAGUUAUGCAGUUCAGACCGUCUUUUCAACUUUAAGCCCAUAAAAAUGUUGUUCUUGGGCAGUGUUCAAGUCUCUGGUGAAACUAUUGAGUUUCUCUUACGUGGCUGCCCAUUGCUCGAGCACGAAAAAAGAUCAUCUGAAGUCCCAAAGGGUCAUUUUGCGGUUUAUGUUGGGGAAAACGAGAAGAAGAGAUUUGUUAUUCCGGUUUCGCAUUUGAACCAUCCUUUGUUUCAAGUAUUACUAUUUCAAACUGAAGAAGAAUUCGGGUUUCAUCAUCCAAUGGGCGGCCUUACAAUUCCGUGCCGUGAGGAUUUAUCGAACGGAAAAGGAGUCGAGGUCCCAAAAGGACAUUUUGCUGUUUAUGUUGGGGAAAAUGAAAAGAAGAGAUUUGUUAUUCCGGUUUCGUAUUUGAACCAUCCUUCAUUUCAAGAGUUGCUUUUUCAAGCCGAAGAAGAAUUCGGUUUCGAUCAUCCAACGGGAGGCCUAACUAUUCCGUGCAGUGAAGAUUUGUUCAUUGAUCUUACAUCC
Molecule: messenger RNA, 1014 nt
Organism: Striga asiatica
Lineage: Eukaryota; Viridiplantae; Streptophyta; Magnoliopsida; Lamiales; Orobanchaceae
Source: the annotation of a GenBank genome assembly